AUGGGUAGUUACCCGGCAAGCAACAAAUCCAAAGAGAUUGGACUCUCGCGUACAUGGGUGGAGUUCGAGGACGACUGGUUCGCUCAAGGGGCCUCCCGACGGGUUUACAAGGGGACAUUUCAUGGUACCCCCGAAAAGGAAGGAAAACGAUGCGUUGUUAAAGUUUAUAAAGAGGAAUGGUAUGACGACGCUAAGGACUAUGCGUGGAAAGUAGAUGACCUUGCCUACUGCAAAGCUAAUGAGAUGGCACAGUUGUUUAACAUGCAUCACACCGCCAUGUAUCCAACAAGCAUCAAUCGUAAGAUAGAGUUUGUUAAGCCCGAAUUUACUCGCGUUGACGCCCAUGCUACUAACUAUUUCCUUGGAUUUCUUCCAUAUUACAGAACAGUCAAAGGCAAACUGGCAUUCACAAGAGACACAGUCACAAACGUUAUUCCCUCAAAUGCGUCGGUACUUGUCGAAAGGUACCUUGAGGGAGAUUACGUCAAAUUCACGAGCAACACUGGAUUCGUAGACCCUGAAAACGGCGCCUUGCCAGCUGCUUUCAGUCAUUUUACUUAUCACGCAUCCGAAGGCGAGAUUUUGGUCAGCGAUCUGCAAGGAGUGAUGAGCGGUACACGGUACACGUUCACCGACCCAGCAGUGCUGAGUGGAGGCAUAGAGUAUGGCGUCUAUGGACCUACCGAUUUAGGGAAACUCGGUAUUGUAAAGUUUUUCAAGAGUCACAGUUGCAAUGAACUGUGUAAAGGGCUGAAUAAGCCCCACAUAUUUAAUGUUACGCGGGGCGAACAGGUGGUCAUGGAUCAAAUUAUCCAAAACAUGUCAGGCGAGAAGUCCUCCACAUACACGUAUCAGUUAGGCAAGUCGUCUGGCGUCUCAAAGUCUGAAGUCGAAAAACUACAGCGAAAAAUUGAGCUGGAGACAGUCCCAGAAGAAUCUGACUCAGAUGUAGAAACUGAAUACCACAGUGGCCUACAACAAAUCGAUUCGGCGUAUACCACUAUGUACGGUGAACUUCAGUCAUCAAAUACAAUAGAUCAAAUCAAGGCUUCAAUUAGCAAAUCCAUGCCAGACCCCAGUUCCUCAUACAUACAUUCGCUGCGUAUUUUUUCUGAUUCAAAUUCAGAUUCAGAUUCAGAUUCAGAUUUAUUUCCUGACUUGCAUUCACUCAGGAUUCUAUGA
Messenger RNA from Patiria miniata (bat star), 1182 nucleotides. Its product is annotated as eukaryotic elongation factor 2 kinase-like. The transcript has a single exon. The record is from RefSeq and is a predicted model, not a curated record. Lineage: Eukaryota; Metazoa; Echinodermata; Asteroidea; Valvatida; Asterinidae. Gene Ontology annotation, molecular function: ATP binding; protein serine/threonine kinase activity. The coding region runs from base 1 to 1182 and encodes 393 amino acids. Gene Ontology annotation, biological process: protein phosphorylation.